Messenger RNA from Chilo suppressalis (striped riceborer), 6174 nucleotides. The record is from the annotation of a GenBank genome assembly. Lineage: Eukaryota; Metazoa; Arthropoda; Insecta; Lepidoptera; Crambidae.
UUUUUCACUAGAAUUUGAUUUACUCAUGUUAAUUAAUCACUAUUCUCUAACCUCAAACUUCACUUGUUUUGUUUACGAAACGACCGGCGCGAGCGGAAUGACACUUGGAUGAGUUCAUAUCAAUUCGGCAAUUCGAACGAGACUGCCACCAUGCCAUAGACAAUUGGCGCCAAUUUUGAACAACAACAUAUAUAUUCGCAUUCGCAUUCGCGAAUGUCGGUACCAGAUAUUCGCGAAUGUUCAAAAAAUUACAUUCGUUACAUCACUAGUACUUACUUAUCAUUUAUUGUUAAUAGUUUCAUGGUAUUAAUGGCUUUUUGUUUGUUUUUUGGUUAAUUAUUGAAAUUAGCCACCCACGCGAAUUGUAGUCCAAUAAUUUAGACGUUAUUAUAAAGAUACCAACAAUUUAUUCAGGUCCUGGUAGUGUGGGUGUGAGAGCUACCCACAUAUGGGUAUCAAUGUUUAGUUUGAUUGCAUUUCGUAACCUUAUCCAAAGAUCAUUCGUAUGUUGAUUUUGAUUAAUUAAUAUUGCUUAUGUCCUUGUCUCAAUGUUAAUGCUGAAUAUGUUCCUAGAUUUAACAACGUCUACUUUUCAAACGUAGCUGGCGAAGCGAAUGCCGUCCUCUCCAACCAAAUGAUAAUUUACAAAUGGCAGAGAUGCAUCCUCAUUUUCUUGCUAUCCUUAUGCUUCACAUCUACCAUUCUUUAAAAACGUCUAACUCUAAAGAAAAUAUAACUAGAAAAAAAUCCACGCAGACCAGGCAGCAGACGGGACUCGAACCCCUUCCUUCCUCUACCUCUUUCUUUAGAUUUAAACAAUCAAGCAGUUACAUGCUUUAAAAUAAUGAAAAUUAUAACGUCUUAACUACCUAUAUUGGCAGCCAAUGCUAUGCCUUUUCCAUCUUGGACAUCUUACGAUACAACGCGUUCUAUAAUUGAACGAUGCGGGAGAGUUCAACACAUCGCGGUCCAUCUUUUUAGAAUAGGACACAAAUAACAUUCUAUAUUUGAAAAUUUCAACAUCACAAACAUCGAGUGCACCUAUCCUCGAAGCAAAACGCACACCACUUUAAGUUUUAGUGCCACGGAUUAAAACAGACAUUACCAUGUCACACUGGAUAUUAGAUGCUGUGUUGUUUUGCUUUUAUGGAAUAUGGAUUCUAAGGUAGAACGGUUAUGCAGCAGCCAUGCCGAUGACCACAUGCUUCAAUGUUUGUAAAUAGAACACUGUACUACGAGCGACGUUUGAUCUUUCACACAAACUAAACGUGUCACGUCCAUCGCUUGUCUGCCUCAUCAUCUCUACUACGAGUGGAAUAUAAAUUUGUCAAUGUAAUGGAAGGACAGGCGUUCGCGUUAUGUUAAACAAACUUUGUAGUUUCAUUCUGUUUUUAAAUUAAGAGGCGUCGGGUGAUCGGUGACAUCUUCUCACAUAGUGAGAUGUCGUGACUACGUUUAAAUCUCGUUACAUUCAGCUUUGUUUACAAACUGUUUUAUGUCCUUUUUAUUAGCUAUUAUGAAGUCGACUAUCGCACGUAAUUUAUCUAAAGUACGUUGAUUUCCCGGAAGAAUUAGCUCGACAUUGUGAAAGGAACCCGUCCAAAGGAAUCUAACGAGAGUGUUUGCUUAUUCCAUUAUCCAGCUGGUUUGGGAAGUGAAAAAUCACGCUUAUCUGGCACAAACUGGGGGACGGUGGUCCACGCUCGGCCCAUCUGUUCGUUGCACCCAUAAAGAUAACGAAAAACGGAACGCAUUCAUUUCAUAUCAGUCCCUUCGAGCGAACACUCCUGCGCUUCGAAUUUAUUUCAUACAUACAGCGCGCGAAAAACAAACGGCAGCCAUUUUGCAUAUUUUCGAACGAUGUGUUCCAUAUUCGAGCGCACGAUAUAUCCAGAUCCCGAGUCUGAGAAGGCGAUCAUGGGGUCUGUGGUGUACUGCAUUCAUCACAAGCAAGGAUGCCAAUGGUCGGACGAAUUACGCAAGUUGAAGGCGCACCUGAACACGUGCAAGCACGACGCGGUCCUCUGCGCGGCUCAAUGCGGCGCCAUGAUCCCGCGCGUUCUGAUGCAAGACCACCUGCGGUACACGUGCCCGCGCCGCCGCGCCAACUGCGACCACUGCCACAAGGAGUUCUCGGGCAGCGCACUAGAGGAGCACCAAGGCAACUGCGGGCACGAGCCAGUCUACUGCGAGAACAAGUGCGGUGCGAAGGUGCAGCGGCGGCACACGCAGCAGCACUUGCAACAGCACUGCAGUAAGCGGCUAGUGCCGUGUCGACAUUGCGGCCAGCGGUACACACAGGACACAGUAGCGGCGCACGGAGCGACAUGCGCCCGCGCCCCGGUGCCGUGCCCGCAGCGCUGCGCCGCCGCGCCCGUGCCGCGCGACGAGCUCGACGCGCACCUGCGCGACCACUGCGCCGCGGCCGGCGUCGCGUGCGCAUACAGGGACGCCGGGUGUCGGUUCAAGGUGAGGCCAUACCGGCCAGCUAGAUAUACGGUUACACGGAGCGACAUGCGCCCGCGCCCCGGUGCCGUGCCCGCAGCGCUGCGCCGCCGCGCCCGUGCCGCGCGACGAGCUCGACGCGCACCUGCGCGACCACUGCGCCGCGGCCGGCGUCGCGUGCGCAUACAGGGACGCCGGGUGUCGGUUCAAGGUGAGGCCAUACCGGCCAGCUAGAUAUACGGUUACACGGAGCGACAUGCGCCCGCGCCCCGGUGCCGUGCCCGCAGCGCUGCGCCGCCGCGCCCGUGCCGCGCGACGAGCUCGACGCGCACCUGCGCGACCACUGCGCCGCGGCCGGCGUCGCGUGCGCAUACAGGGACGCCGGGUGUCGGUUCAAGGUGAGGCCAUACCGGCCAGCUAGAUAUACGGUUACACGGAGCGACAUGCGCCCGCGCCCCGGUGCCGUGCCCGCAGCGCUGCGCCGCCGCGCCCGUGCCGCGCGACGAGCUCGACGCGCACCUGCGCGACCACUGCGCCGCGGCCGGCGUCGCGUGCGCAUACAGGGACGCCGGGUGUCGGUUCAAGGGUACGCGCCAAGCGCUGGAGCGGCAUACAGAAGAAAGUUGCCAGUCGCACUUAUCCCUAGUGCUAGCACUGGCAGCAAGACAGGCGCGGCAACUAGAAGCACUGCGUGGAGCCGUAGCGAGACUAGCUUGCGGCUGCUCUGGAGCUCUUGUAUGGCGCCUUACCGAUGUUGCGGCUAAGAUGGCCGACGCGUGUACCAAAGACGGCGUCGAACUAGUCUCGCCCGCCUUCUAUACAAGCCAGUAUGGGUACAAGUUGCAGGCGUCUCUUUUCCUCAACGGCAACGGCGCUGGUGAAGGCACCCACAUGUCCGUCUACAUCAAGAUCUUGCCGGGCGAAUACGAUGCAUUGCUACGCUGGCCGUUCGCUCAUACCGUCUCAUUCACACUGUUCGACCAGAGCUCAAGCCCUGACCGCGCCUGCAAUAUAGUGGAGUCCUUCGUCCCAGACCCGACGUGGAAGAACUUCCAGAGGCCGUCGAAGGAACCCGACGCGCUAGGCUUCGGUUUCCCGCGCUUCGUCUCCCACGAAAUGCUCAAGAAGAGGAACUUUAUCAAGGACGACGUCAUGUUCUUGAGGGUGAAAGUCGACCCGAGUAAGAUUGUAGCCGUUUAAGCCACGUUCGGAAAGAACAGUAUAAUUCGCGCCGAAAAGGAAAUCCAAAAUGGCGUCGCGAGAUAUUCCGCCCUUCUCCUAUGUAACAUACUACGUACCAUAGAGGUAUGAGAAUAGAGUGGGGAAGGCGGCUCUAAAAGUGUCUAGUAGAAAGAGAAAGAAGAUGAGAAACGGCUAGCUAUCUUUCUCUCUUGUGACGCAUGGCAUCACAUCGAAAUAGUAAGAUGCUUACGGUUGCCAAUGCGCAUGCGCGAUUAGAGAGAGAAAGCUAGCAGUCUCUCAUCUUCUUUCUCUUUCUAUUAGAGGGACACUUCCACGUGUAUAAUGUAUAUCUCCCCUACUCUAUUCUUAUACCUCUAUGGUUACUACUAAGAGUGCGUGCGAGAGAGAUGGAAUGGUUAGCGUCGCGAAUUUAGAUUUGUUACUUCGUAGAUGCGUGUUUUUUCAUGUAAAUAGUAUUUUUAACUAUAAAGAUGACAUAUUAUUAUGCUGAUAACAGCGCACAAAUAGAGGGGCAGUCACUGUUGAUUAGUGUACUAAGUAAUUUAAAAGUCAUAGACUGUAACUGUAUAUAUUAUGAUUAAGUUAAGUUAAUUAGUUAACUAAUACGGUUAGUGUGUAACUUGUAAAUAUUAAAAUUUAGGAAAAGAAGCGCAUAAGCUGCAUUGUUAUCCUUUCACUGAAGAUCUCUUGAGUUUCAAUUGCCGUCAGAAGAACAUAGCAAUCUGAGCAUGCCUUCAAAGACAACGCUUCGAAGUUGUAUACUUCAUGUAAUUUUGAGCACCGGGCAACAUUAUCGACCGUUUUGCGUUUUUAACCUGUGCCAUAUUUCGUAAGAAUUUAUUGAAUAGUGUACACACAUUUUUAUAGGGUUCUGCAAAAACUGUGUGUCGAAAGCAAUGUUAAGUGCGUUGGGUUCAGGUGCAUUUUUCUAGGCCUUACCAAUCAAAUGAGAAAGGCUUCCCGAAAAAGUGUUUUGGACAACAUCGUAAUAAAUGAAACUGGCAACUUUGAGACAUGUUUGGCUUUGUUAUAAAUCGGCAGAUCUUUGUAUAUAUGACCUAUUUUGCUGAAUAGUUUAUUGUAUUAGAAAAGAGCUUUUCUUUUUUUUUUGUUAAAAUAUAUAAUUUUGUAUAUAACAUAUCUUUCCCAGAGCACUGUUUGUAUAUAUAUUUUUUAUACUAUUAAUUAAUCUAAAAUAUAAUGGAAAUUAAUACUUUCAUAUUUCUGAGUUCUCAAGCUGGAGUUAGACCAAAGUGUUUUGAUGACUUUGCAAAGAAAAACAUUAUAAUUAAUACAGUGUACAUUCAUACUAUGCAAAGUUUAUCAACCAUAAAUGUAUAACGCGGCUAUAGCUGUUUUUAAUUAUAUAUUUUUAUAUUAACUACAGAGAAUAUGUUAGACAUAUAAUAGUAAGCUCUAUUGAAUGGUCCAUUUCGUGCUUUUUUAAUAGUAAGCAGUUUGAAAUACCACGUCUACUAUAUGUUAGGAUAUGAACGCGUUUUAAAACUAUUACAAAUGGGUUUUCCCUAUAAUGAAUGAUAAAUCAAGCGUGUUAGAACAAGUUAAGCAGAAGUGUAGAGGUAAAUCAGUCGUGUCACUUGUUUAAAUAAAAGGAGGGUAGUACGAUAUUUGCCCUGUGAACAACUACCCUCUAAUGUUUUAACACGGCGAAUCACGUUUUAAUUAGACGGUGUGCAAGUCAUUAAUAUUCAGAUCUCUUUAACGCUUUCCUUUAACAAUUUAAUCUCAUUGAAAUCAUACAUUCCAGAAAAAAACAUAAUUUUAAGUCCGGCUUCCCUUAAUUAACCGAAAUUGAAAAUUAUGAUUAACAGGUUACUUAACCAAUCUUUUUUUUACAUUAAAUUUGUUUUAAAUCUCAAUUUGUAUUCUUUCACAUUUUGUUAAAAUCAAGAAUUUGAUUACGUCAAAAAUUUAAUAUAAUGCCGCGUGUUAGAACAUUGAAACACUAUUAUCGCAGACUAUCGAUCUUCUGGGUGAAUAGACAUUAAACAAAUUUGAAAUGUAAAAUAUUAGUAGGUACCUAAAAGAUAGAGUGCGGAAAGAGAAUGGGCGUGGCGAAAAACGGAACUAAGAUUUUUAUUUGGCAAUCAAACCCAGCAAUCUGUAAAACGACAAUGCUUUGUUUUGAUACGGAUUUGUUUGUUGUUGUGAUUUCUUGCAGUUUUUUGUAUUUAAUCAUGUCUCAAAGGGGUAAAGCCUUACAAAUACGGUAGAAAAGCACUACAGCGCCCUCCAAUCUAAAUCCCAUUCUCUAUCCGCACAGACUCUAAAACUUUUAAUAUUAUAGUUAGGAAGACGCCUAUUUUUGACUUAAUAUUAACGGUUUUUGUAUCGAUUUAAUAAUGAGUAUCCCAAAUAGAUCAUUUUUAGAUAUUCUUUCGUACUAUUUAGUAAAAAUGAGACUAACUUUUUUAGUACUAAGCGUUUAGGUUUACAAGUCGACCUAAGUCCUGUCGUAUCUUAAGAUUUGUUUUAAGAUGGAAAUAUAUUAUAUUUCUUUUUCAU